Schizosaccharomyces osmophilus is the source of this 1503-nucleotide messenger RNA. RefSeq names its product PXA domain protein Pxa1 (gene pxa1). Gene Ontology annotation, cellular component: intracellular membrane-bounded organelle. The record is from RefSeq and is a predicted model, not a curated record. The transcript has a single exon. Lineage: Eukaryota; Fungi; Ascomycota; Schizosaccharomycetes; Schizosaccharomycetales; Schizosaccharomycetaceae. Bases 1 to 1503 code for a protein of 500 amino acids. Gene Ontology annotation, molecular function: phosphatidylinositol binding.
AUGUCGAAGCUGUCGGUUCUUCUCGACCCAAUUUUUUCCAAAAUUUUGGAAAAAUACGUGUAUUCUUGGUACUAUUUGAUCAGCAAAGAUACACUUUUCCCUUCACAAUGUGAACAGGUCAGCAACUCAGUUAUUUAUGAACUCGAAAAGCGCUUGUCCCGUCAAGAUUUGACUAAUAUUUUGUUUCAUGAAAUUCCCUUUUUGUUAACAGAACAUGUCAAAAACGUGGAAGAAGCACAACAGAGAACGGUGAUUCCGCAAGGACAAAUUCUGAACGUUGACAGGAUCUACCAUAACUUGCAUCCUCAUAUUGCUUUAGACCGAGAGGAAAACGAACUCAUUUAUUGUCGUCUAAUAAUGGAAGAUAUUUGUCGUCAUCUCUUACCUGCCGUCAAUGCUAAAAGUGAAAUUGAGUAUGUUAUAUUGAGGGAAGCUUUGGCUACUCAGGUGUACAAAGCGAUUCAAAAUUUCUCCGAUCAUGAAAAAAUGUAUGAAGGUAUCCUUUUACUUUCUAACGCUUUACUACGUCCCUCUACAAGUUCUUGGGUGCUCUCUCUUAAACGUUUUUGUUGCUGGGUUUUACGAGCAAUUAAAAUUAUCUCCACUACCAGAACCCUUCCUUAUUACUCUACUUCUUGGUUCCGCUUUUAUUUUCAGUUGUUCACGAAACAAGUUAGUCAAAUUCCCUUUGACGAAACAAAGCGGCUGGUUUUUACUACUCUUUUCUACCCGUGGAUCGUGUUGCUGUCUACCUUUUUUUGUGGUAUAUUAACCUGUUUCUUUAUUGCAACAGAAUUAUAUGACAAGGGGGCGCCUGAACGCUGGUCUACUUUUGUACUGAACGAGAUAUCUGAAGCUGAAAAAAACGGUGCUUCUGCGCAACAUAUAUCACCCACCACCGGUACAGAUUAUCGAAGACAAAGUCAGCCGUCUAUUGCCAAAGUUUCACGAAGCCAGCGCAGACAAUCGGGUGCUUCGAAAAGUCUUCAUGAACUGUCGACGAAAUAUAUCCGUCAUGAAGACUCCAAGCAUCAGCAAUCAACGCUGUCUCCUGAGAGAAGGAAGCCAUCAUUAUUUAUGGAUACCAUUUCUCCUGACAAUAAUGCUUCUAUAGCUCUAUCCACAGUAACGUCUACCCCAGUUUUUUCUACAUCUCCAAGCCAAUCUUCUACUACAACUCGCCAUAAUUUACUAUCUCUUGUUCCUACGCAUUUACAGAGCAUGUCAAAGGAAAAUAUGUCACCGAAAACGAAGCGUAAUCGAACGCUUUCGACUCCUGCUGAUACGCACAAACGAGAUCCAUCUUCAAGUAUGAAUAUAAUGAUUUCAAAGCAAGCUGCACUCGAAGCUUAUGCUAAACUUCCUCUGUUACCUGCAUUGGUUGCACCUGCAAAACUUGCAAGUUUGGUGGAUAGUGAUUAUCGCAAUAAGCACAUUUUUUAUUCACUCCUAAAUACAUUAACUGUUGUGAUGUUUCCUGAAACGAGAAACGAAGAGUUAUGA